Sinocyclocheilus anshuiensis is the source of this 615-nucleotide messenger RNA. RefSeq lists its product as uncharacterized. The record is from RefSeq and is a predicted model, not a curated record. The transcript has 7 exons. Bases 1 to 615 code for a protein of 204 amino acids. Lineage: Eukaryota; Metazoa; Chordata; Actinopteri; Cypriniformes; Cyprinidae.
AUGCCACUUCCUCUCCUGUGUCCCACACCACUACGCUGGCAACAGCAACAGUUAUACCAGCUGACGCCAAGGAGGCAGUACAUAGCUAUCGGCCCUGGGAAGUUGGAGUUGGAGAGUGAGGUAAUAAAUGCAUAUCUGACACUGAAAGUGAGGCAGCACAAUUUGACCUCACCAGAGAAAGCCUUCCAUAUGGACACAUUUGCUAUAACAGCCAUGUGGAAUGGAAAAUAUCAGGGACUCAAGGUGGACCCAGCAAACUAUGAGGUCAUAGUGGGCAUUGUAAAUGAGUGUCACCAUUGGUUUUUUAAUUUUUCUUUUUCUUUAAACUUUUUCCAGUUUGCAGAACAUAUUUUGCAAAAUACCAACAUUGACUUCUCCAAUGCGCCACAAGACGUAACACAACUCAGAAUGGAGAUUGCAUCAACUCUGCUUGACCAAUCUGAUGACCUAAGUGACCGGUGUUACUUUUGUGGGGAGGCAGAAACAUUUGAUGACUCUGCGGAUGUUCUCUGGAUUUCCUGUGACGACUGUGGGCGAUGGUUCCAUAUGAUUUGUGUUAAUAAUCCAUCCACAGAAAAAGAAUACAAAUGCUUUUCUUGCAAUAAAUCUAAUUGA